Sebastes umbrosus (honeycomb rockfish) is the source of this 2254-nucleotide messenger RNA. It is a transcript of the gene traf6, whose product is annotated as TNF receptor-associated factor 6. NCBI's taxonomy places the organism in Eukaryota, Metazoa, Chordata, Actinopteri, Perciformes, Sebastidae. The record is from RefSeq and is a predicted model, not a curated record. Gene Ontology annotation, molecular function: zinc ion binding; tumor necrosis factor receptor binding; ubiquitin protein ligase activity. The transcript has 8 exons. Bases 187 to 1908 code for a protein of 573 amino acids. Gene Ontology annotation, biological process: tumor necrosis factor-mediated signaling pathway; interleukin-1-mediated signaling pathway; positive regulation of JNK cascade. Gene Ontology annotation, cellular component: plasma membrane signaling receptor complex.
AACAACUCAACAGGUCAUCUGUGUGAUGACGUCAGGAAACGAAAACAGGAAAUUCUGUAGAAACGAAAAGUUCGAGACGAUUUCCAGACAAAGGUGGUAUUAUAUAAGAAUAAUAUCUGCUUUCACAUGUGUACAGUCAGUACUUUAAUGCCGUUGUAGCUGAGGAGGACGAUCGCUGCUGUUUUGAUGGCUUGCUUUGACAGCAGUAAGGGGAGUUUGGAGGAGGACAGCUAUGAAGGAGCUGUCGGUGGAGAGCUGUCCGGCUGUGCGUUGGCGAUGCUGGAAAGGGAACGGGAAUCCCUCCUCAGCCCUUCAGAGAGCCCCGGCACCUUCAUGAGCGGCACCUCCACCUCCGCUGGCCUACAGGCCGCUGUCCCCCCCCAGGGCUACGACGUGGACUUUGAUCCCCCCCUAGAGAGUAAAUACGAGUGCCCUAUCUGCCUCAUGGCUUUGAGGAACGCCAUUCAAACGCCCUGCGGUCACCGAUUCUGCAAGAACUGCAUCGAGAAGUCUAUUCGUGGUACAGGACAGAAAUGCCCUGUGGACAACGAAAGGCUGUUAGAAGACCAGUUGUUUCCAGAUAACUUCGCCAAACGGGAGAUUCUGUCGCUAACUGUUCGCUGUCAAAACAAAGACUGUGCUGAGAAAAUGGAGCUCCGACAUUUAGAGAAUCAUCUGGCUCAGUGUCAGUUUGCCACCGUGCUGUGCCUACAGUGCAAGGAGCCUGUGAGAAAGAGCCACGUAGAGGAGCACACAACUGUCGAGUGCCAACGGAGACCCGUGUCAUGUCCAGAUUGUGUGGCGAGCUUUGUUUAUGAGGAGAGAGAGCUUCAUGAGCAGCAGUGUCCCUUCGCCAAUGUCAAGUGCCAGUACUGUGAGAUUGAUCUCGUCAGAGACCAGAUGGAAUCUCAUUGUGAUAUAGAUUGCCCAAAAGCACCCAUCGCCUGUAACUUCAGCACCUUUGGAUGUAAGGAAAGGAUGCAGCGCCACAACCUGGCUCAGCACAUGCAGGAGUUCACACAGAGUCACAUGCGCUACAUGGCCGAGUUCGUGCGUGGCCUCAGCCUCAACGGCACCUCACCCAAAUCCCUGUGGGCGCUAGGACCCUCCGUGUCCUCCGAGGAUCAAGGAGCUGCGGCGUCGUCGUCGGCCUGUAGCGGGCCCAGAGGAGCUGCGAGCUGCAGCAGCAGCUGUGCCCCGGGUCAGCCCAAUGAGGCGAUGCAGAGUAUCAGGGAGAUGGACAGACGGCUGGUACACCAGGAUCACCAGCUGCGUGAGCUCAUCAUCUUAAAAGAAACACAGGCCGGCCAGCUCGCAGAGAUCCGGCGUAAAGUGUCGAUGCUGGAGGAGACCGUGAAGGACCUGGAGUCCCAGCAGUGUCACGGCAUCUUCAUCUGGCGCCUCAAAGGUUUCUCUGCCCACGUGCGGAGCCAAGAAGCGGGCCUGCCGGUGGUCGAGCACAGCCCCGGCUUCUACACGGGCCGUCCGGGCUACAAGCUGUGCCUGCGCCUCCACCUGCAGACCCCCAACGCCCCGCGCUGCUCCAACUUCAUCUCCCUCUUCGUCCACACCAUGCAAGGAGUUUUCGACGGGCAGCUGACCUGGCCGUUCCAGGGCACCAUCCGCCUCGCCAUCCUGGACCAGGGCCCCGAGGGUCAGCACCACAUGGAGCUGAUGGAGACUAAACCAGACCUGCAGGCCUUCCAGAAGCCCACCAUCCAGCGCAACCCCAAAGGGUUCGGCUACGUCACCUUCUUGCACCUGCAUCAGCUGACUCAGAGAACCUUUGUGAAAGACGACACUCUGCUCAUCCGCUGCGAGGUGACGCCGCGCUUUGACAAUAUGUUUCACCGUGAGGGACCGGCAGUGCAGCCGCGAGGACCCGAGGCCUCAGUUUCGAGGGACUAAAAGUCAAACUUGUAUCUCGUAUCUCGUAUCUCGUAUCUCGUAUCUCGUAUCUCGUAUCUCGUACCUCGUAUCUCGUAUCACGUAUCUCGUAUCGUGCUGAGAUGUCAGCACAGUGAACCUCCCAGUGUUUGAAUACUGCUCAGUUAAUUUUAAUGAAUGGACAUCAGGAGGAGGAAAAUUGAUGUUCACACCCAUUUAAAAUUUGGACAGUGCAAGUAUGCUAGUAUUUAUGUGUUUAACAACUUUUAAAUGUCAGUGUGAUUUUAGUUUUAAUAAUAAAUAAACUGGGGAAAAAAAGUUGGGAAACUUGUGUUUGGUGGAUUAUUUCUCUGUUGUUACAAUGCUA